Messenger RNA from Paramormyrops kingsleyae, 2297 nucleotides. It is a transcript of the gene glra4a, whose product is annotated as glycine receptor, alpha 4a. Gene Ontology annotation, biological process: monoatomic ion transmembrane transport. The record is from RefSeq and is a predicted model, not a curated record. Gene Ontology annotation, cellular component: plasma membrane. Gene Ontology annotation, molecular function: transmitter-gated monoatomic ion channel activity; transmembrane signaling receptor activity; glycine binding. Lineage: Eukaryota; Metazoa; Chordata; Actinopteri; Osteoglossiformes; Mormyridae.
GCCAGCAGCUGCUCGUAAAAAAGAGCAAGCGAGAGAAAAAGCACGCAGCCCCCCUUAAAAGCACAUACGUGCACACACAUGCAAAUCUGCACAGACCCAGAAGGGACGCACCGCUUUGGAUCUUACACCUGCUGGAAGCGAGUGGGAGGGGGCGGCGGACAACUUUGUUCCCCGGGAUCAGCCCGGAUCACUGUGCCAGACGAUGCCUUACUGUCCACUUUCACAAACUGCUCCGAGGAUUUGCUAAUCGCUCAUAUUUGUUUCCCCCGCACAUCUUUUUUCCAUCAGGCUGAGUCUGAAGCAGAUGAUGUUCUCACAAGUUCUAAGGAUUUCAUACGUCUCGAUCUGCUUUUUUCAAUGCAUCUUCAUCAGGCCAGGUUCCUGUAAAGAGGAGAUAAAGUCCCCAAACAGGACAACCUUAAAGCCCAUGUCCCCAUCUGAUUUCCUGGACAAGCUCAUGGGGAGAACAUCUGGAUAUGAUGCCCGGAUCAGACCCAACUUCAAAGGACCUCCAGUGAAUGUCACCUGCAACAUUUUUAUCAACAGCUUUGGAUCCAUCACUGAAACGACGAUGGACUACCGGCUCAACGUGUUCCUGCGGCAGCAGUGGAACGACCCGCGGCUGGCUUACAGCGAGUACCCGGAUGCCUCUCUGGACUUGGACCCCUCCAUGUUGGACUCCAUCUGGAAGCCCGACCUGUUUUUUGCCAACGAGAAGGGAGCCAAUUUCCACGAGGUCACUACCGACAACAAGCUGUUGCGCAUCUUCCAGAACGGGAACGUGCUGUAUAGCAUCAGGCUGACUCUGAUCCUGUCCUGUCCUAUGGACUUGAAGAAUUUCCCGAUGGAUAUUCAGACCUGCACCAUGCAGCUCGAGAGCUUUGGCUACACCAUGAAUGACCUCAUCUUUGAGUGGCUGGAUGUUGCACCCGUGCAGGUGGCUGAGGAUCUGAUGCUGCCGCAGUUUGUACUGAAAGAAGAGAAAGACUUGGGCUAUUGUACCAAGCACUAUAACACAGGCAAAUUCACUUGCAUCGAGGUGAAGUUCCACCUGGAGAGACAGAUGGGCUACUACCUGAUCCAGAUGUACAUCCCCAGCCUGCUCAUUGUCAUUCUGUCCUGGGUCUCCUUCUGGAUCAACAUGGACGCAGCACCAGCACGAGUUGGCCUGGGAAUCACCACGGUGCUCACCAUGACGACGCAGAGCUCUGGGUCACGGGCCUCCCUGCCUAAGGUGUCCUACGUGAAGGCCAUCGACAUCUGGAUGGCUGUCUGCCUGCUCUUCGUGUUCGCCGCACUCCUGGAAUACGCCGCGGUCAACUUCGUCUCACGGCAGCACAAGGAAUUCAUCCGGCUGCGUAAGAAGCAGCGGAGACAGAGGAUGGAGGAUGACCUCGUACGGGAAAGUCGCGGCUUCUACUUCCGUGGCUAUGGACUGGGACAUUGUCUACAGGUGAAGGAUGGCUCAGCCAUGGAGGGAACCACCAUGUUCACGCCCCCCCAGCCACCGCCCCCCGUGCAGAUGGCCUACGACAGCGAGUCGGUCCGCAAGCGCUUCGUGGACCGGGCCAAGCGGAUCGACACCAUCUCCCGGGCCGUCUUCCCGCUGAGUUUCCUAAUCUUCAACAUCUUCUACUGGAUUACUUACAAAGUGCUGAGGCAUGAAGACAUUCAUGCCGCUUUAUAAGGAAGGUGGGAGGAGGGCAGAUUUCCCAGCAUUCACAGCUCCUGCGGUAUUUAUUGUCAUUGUUACUUUUUUCUCAGAGCCAAAACUGUGGGACAGAGCGAGGACAAACUUUAAAACGUUCAUAUUCGAUGUAUUGAUGAGGCCUGUUUUAUAUUUCCGGACAAAUACACUGUCAGCUGUACGUGUGUGUGGCACAGCAACUCCAAGGUCACAGAGUAAGAUUACCGGCCCAAACAGCGAGCAGCUAUGGAUCUGAAUGAGGGUGGCAUUCUCUGGACGGUGAACUCAAAAUUAAUGUAAAGCCCUCGUUUUCCUGCAUUUUUGUAAAAAAAAAUUAAAGUUCGCCAUUGUCUGCUGUUUCCUCUUGAGUCGACAGUCUGCCAUGGGCUAAAGGUCUCAGUUGCUUGGAAAAUGUUCUCCAAAAAAUUCCCUCCUAACCUGUGGACAAAACAAACUUGAAUUUCAUCACAUGCUCUCCCAGACUGAAUGUUUUUCUACACUUUUGAAAUGCCAAACGAUCAGAUUGCAACUGGGAAGAUGUACUUCAUAUUUCUGAAUAUCCAUUGGGUGAUGAUGUUGUUUUAAUUAAUUGAUAACACACACACACACA